This is a messenger RNA of Salvia splendens (bonfire salvia), 1323 nucleotides long. RefSeq names its product muscle M-line assembly protein unc-89-like. The record is from RefSeq and is a predicted model, not a curated record. The coding region runs from base 1 to 1323 and encodes 440 amino acids. The transcript has a single exon. NCBI's taxonomy places the organism in Eukaryota, Viridiplantae, Streptophyta, Magnoliopsida, Lamiales, Lamiaceae.
AUGGAUGUUGACCCUCUUUCUGCCUAUUAUGACUCUGACCUAGGGGAAGGCGAAUGGAAAGCAAGCGAGGAGCAAAAGAGCCGGGAGGAAGAAGAUGAAUCGGAGAGAACACCGGUAGCGAAACUCGUUCCCCAAGAAAUGGAAAGGGAGGGGAUAGAUCUGAACGAAACGGCUAGAAAGAAAGUCCUUAUGACUGAUGAGAAGUUUGAGGAGCUUUUGAACGAGGUAACUAGGAUGGAAGAUGGCACUGCCAAGAUGGCUGAGGGUCUGGACCUCGCAUCGGAGGCAAUAGGAGAGAGUGAAGAAGCUGGUACAAGGAACGGCCCAGAAGGCCUAGCCCACCAACCAGUAGACAAGGUGGAAGAGAAACAGACCGAAGAGGAAGAGCUGAAGUCGGUGACUCCCCAGCCAGAAGUAUGGGAGAGUGAUACACAAAUCGAGGAGAAGGAUACCGAGGUACAACCAGCGGAACCAGAGCAGGUGGUACCACCAGUAUUGAAACCGAAAGUAGUUAAAAGAAAAUUGGUGUUGAAAGGUGAUCCAAAGGCAGAACGGCUGAAGCCAAAGAGAAUAUCGCAAAGAUGCCUCGGGAAAUGGACAUCCAGCAAGGCAGGAGCAAACACGGCAGCAAAUGCAUUGGAAAUCUCUAGUGAAGAAGACAGGGCUACUCCUACAAAACCUGGGGAUGAAUCCUUGUCGGCUACCAACUUGAAAGAUGCCUCGACAGCAACCGAGGUGGUCUCACCCACGCCGAGUGACCAGAGAGAAGAAACUGACACGAUGGCUGAGGGUCUGGACCUUGCAUCGGAGUCAGUAGGUCACCCAGAGCCAGGAGAUGACAGUACCCAUAUCCGCUUGGAGACCCAGUCUACUGCCCAGAAGGAGCCUUCAACACCAACAGAUGAGAGACCGGAGGAAAAUGAAGACGGAGAUGAGGACAGAUACCGCAAGGAGAGGAAAAGGAAGGGGAAAGCCCCUGUUAAGAAGAAACCAAGCAGCAAGAAGCAACGCACGGUCAACACCGGCAUCGCCAUCACAGAGUCAGAUCAGAGAGCCCCACCGCGCCGAAAGGAGCCGAGUGACAGUGAGUAUACCGCAAGUGAAGAAUCGGGGUCAGAAAGCGACGUCUCCCUAGAGGACGAGGAGUAUGGCGAGAAGCAGCUCCCACACAACCAUCGAGAGUUGAUGCAUCCUCCCGUGGAAAGAUUGAAGUACCGACGUUGGAAGGUGGAGCUCACUGACGAGCUAAUAGAAGACAUGAAGCAUUUCAGCACUAAAAAGCUUCAGGAUGCGUUUGAUGACAAGGACGAUGGCACCAAGUAG